Sebastes umbrosus (honeycomb rockfish) is the source of this 2319-nucleotide messenger RNA. RefSeq names its product mitochondrial poly(A) polymerase. Gene Ontology annotation, molecular function: poly(A) RNA polymerase activity. Lineage: Eukaryota; Metazoa; Chordata; Actinopteri; Perciformes; Sebastidae. The record is from RefSeq and is a predicted model, not a curated record. The transcript is spliced from 9 exons. Bases 22 to 1749 code for a protein of 575 amino acids. Gene Ontology annotation, cellular component: mitochondrion.
CUGUAGACAAAACCAACGCGCAUGCGCCUUGACGCAUCUUCAGGAGCAACUAUGGCGUCCUUCUUAGCAGUGUGCAGGUUACACAUGAAGGGAAGAGUUAGUCUGGUGAAAUGUCUACAGAAGAAGGUCGAGACAUGUCUUCACAGGACUAUUGGGACAAAUGUCGUCGCUGCUCAAGAAGAAACGAAUGGCUGCAAAUCUUUGUAUGCCGUCCAGGCAGAGAGACAAGAACAGGCGGAGAGAUCUGUUCUCAUCAGCUGCCCCUCCAGAACCAGUGAGAAAAAGUUCCUCAAGUAUUUAUCUAGACAUGGAGAUAUCAAGAAAUACUUCUUCUAUGAAAGCUAUGGCGUGUAUGCUGUGGUGGAAUUUGCCAACCGGGAAAGUGUUGCCUCAUUACUCGAAGGAGUUGCUAUCCCCAGCGUCAGCCAUGAAUCCACGGUGCCUUUUAAAUCGAGACUGCUCUCACUGAGGAGCCUCGGCGCAGCGGAAUCACCAAACCAGCAGUCUGGCCAACUGUGCCAACCACAAACCACCAUUCCCAUCAACGAGCUCAUUCAGAGACUGUCCACAGAGGAGAGUAUAGACCAGCAGAUAACCUCACUAACAGAUGUCUAUCAGCUAACAGAGGAGAACAGCCGACUGCGUUUCCUCGUCUGCUCUCUGCUCAAGGAUAUUGCCGUUGCUUAUUUCCCAGAAUGCACGAUCAGGCCAUUUGGCUCAUCGGUGAACGGCUUUGGAAAGCUGGGCUGUGACCUGGACAUGUUUCUGGACCUGGAUGGCAUCAGUGGGAGAAAUAUAAAGAUGCCAAACUCAGGUCUGUCCCUGGAGUACCAGAUGAAGAGGGCCACCUCUGAGCGGUCCGUCACCCAGAGCAUCCUGUCCGUCAUCGGGGAGUGCGUGGACCAGUUCGGGCCCGGAUGUGUGGGGGUGCAGAAGAUUCUCAACGCCCGAUGCCCCCUGGUUCGUUUCGCCCACCAGCCCUCCGGUUUUCAGUGUGACCUCACAGCCAACAACAGGGUGGCGAUGAAGAGCACAGAGCUGCUCUACCUGUACGGAGAGCUGGACCCACGGGUGCGUUUACUGGUAUUCACCGUGCGCUGUUGGGCCCGAGCUCACGGCAUCACCAGCACCAUCCCCGGGGCAUGGAUCACCAACUUCUCCCUCACCGUCAUGGUGCUGUUCUUCCUGCAGAGGAGGAGCCCUCCCAUCAUCCCCACCCUGGACCACCUCAGGGACCUUGCAGGUCCCGCGGACAAGAGCAUGAUUGAGGGGAACGACUGCACGUUUGUCAGUGACUUCAGCAAGAUCCAGCUCCAGAGCAACACGGAACCGCUGGAGCAACUACUGCGUGAAUUCUUUGAGUUCUACGCCACCUUCGCAUUCAACAGGAUGUCCAUAAAUAUCAGAAAGGGCAAAGAGCAGAACAAGCCGGCGGUAGUCCCGCUGCACAUCCAGAACCCGUUCGAAACCUCUCUGAACGUCAGCAAGAACGUCAACGCCACGCAGCUCGAACGUUUCGUGGCUCUGUGUCAGGAGAGCUCCUGGCUGCUCCAGCAGAGUGAAACCAACACACCCACAGGGGGUAACGAAGGAAAGGCUUCCACGCCUUGGGGACUCGCCACCCUCCUCCUGCCCACUCAGGUCGCAGGGAUCAAAGGUCGCAAGAAAAGGAAACGGGAGCCAGCCAGUGAGAGGAUCAAGAGCUUGCUGGACUCCUUGAAGAACACCAAUCAUCAAAAGAAAAGCUAAGACUCAGCUCCAUCCUCUUACUAUCACUUUAGCUUUGGUGGACACCUUCUGGUGCCUCACUGAGGAGGCAAGGGGCAGCUUCUGCAGUUGAAUUCAUCUGCUGGACUAUAGUUCCCAACACGGACACUGGAGGGUGUCACUGAGGCCUGCAUGUGCAAGUGUUUGGGACCUGGAAUAAGGGAGUGAUUGCUGUGUAUCUUACUGUAGACACCUACUCUGUUGUAAUUAAAGACAAUACUGUGGAAACUGAUGCAAGUUCUGCCAGACGCUCUUUAAGAGAUAAGAUUGUAGAUUCACAGCUUUAUUAGAUUGAAAAUCUGUUGUACAUAGAUGUUAUGGUUUACACGGAUCACUAACAUCUGUUUACACCUCAAACAAAAUCACUAUUUUUUUUGUAUUAAUGUAACAAUACAGAUGGAAUAAUCAAGUUUUUAUUGCAAACUGAAAACUCUGGGGUUGUUUAUUAUCCAAAACUGACAAAAUGUAGAACAGAUACAGAAGUUUUCUUCUACUUCCAGUAACUUGAUAGAAUAAAUUAAAGUGGUAUUUAUUUCGCUCCUCUGUUUAUCU